Molecule: messenger RNA, 5335 nt
Organism: Didymodactylos carnosus
Lineage: Eukaryota; Metazoa; Rotifera; Eurotatoria; Philodinida; Philodinidae
Source: the annotation of a GenBank genome assembly
AGAUGUUAAACGUAAUUUAAUGUAAUACUGCUAUAUUCCAGUGAUAUACAGUAUAGAUUCCCUGCCUUGAGUAUGAUCCGUGAUUUGUUGUACAAUAAUCCCAACAAGUCAAGACAAGUGCUGGCAAGGAAAAGACUAUAUACGCCAGUACAGGAAAGAAUUUGUAAAUCUAAAAGAACUAUGUUGAACGAAUAAUUAAUAUAAUACUAUAUAAUAAUAGUAUAAUAAUAAUAAUAAUUCCAAAUUUCGAUUCUGGCCUGGUCAAAAUUAAAAUUCAACUUUUGGCCCAUCAGAUUCUGAAUUUAGCCAGUCAGAGUUAGAUUCCAGUUUUGGCCGUUUAGAUUCUAAGUUUGGCCGGUCAAAAGCAGAAUUCCAGCUUUGGCCGGCCAGAUUCGGAAUUUGGCCGGCCAGAGUUAGAAUUCCAGUUUUGGCCGGCCAAAUUCGGAAUUUUCCAUGUGUAGGCAUCUCAAUUCUAAGUUUGGCCGGCCAAAAGCAGAAUUCCAGUUUUGGCCGGCCAAAUUCGGAAUCUGGUCGAAUUCUAAGUUUGGCCACAACAUAUACAUAUGUUCUCCACUCUGGUGUUCGCUCGCUAAAUACAUCCUUAUUAUACAAUUUAUUCAUUGUAUAAUCGUUCAUUGUACAUGUUUUCUCUUUUCUUUUGUUACCUAUACAUCCAGUCCAUUUUGCCUUGUAUGAAGUUUUCUUUUUUUCGUUGAAUGAUAUUUUUCUCGCUCUCUAUGUACAUGUAUAUAUACUCUUGUAUUUUUCACUUAUGGAGUCAUUCAUAUAUUACAGUAAGACAUUCAUCUGAUAACAAUCUGGUGAAAAUCUCCUCUCAUACCUCGUGGUAAGUUAGAUUUACCCUUUUCUUUCGCGUAGUGAUGUCUUUCUUUAAUUCAUCUAAGCGCAAAAUAACAAUGAAUAUAAAUGAUAUGAAUUGUGACGAUGUAUUGAAGUGGUUAUCAACAUUUGUAUCCAAUCCAAAUGUAGUUCAACAAUUCAGAGGUAGCUAAGAAUGAGUCCUAAUUAUUAUUUUUGUUCAGUUUGCCAGCAUAGCAAGCCGUGUUUUUCGUUCCUGAAACUUUACAAGCAUAUCCGCCCAAUACAUAGAAAUGACACAUCGUUCAGUGUUCGCUGUGAACUAGCUCCGACUUGUGGCUCUGUUUACACAACAUUCGAAAGCUAUCGUAGCCAUCUGAAUCGAUAUCAUCGUGAUCUUUUGAAUGAUCAACCACUGCCAUCAACUCAACAUACAAGAGCUAACAAUGAACAAAUAGAUUCAUCUUUUUUAUCAAAUAUGGAUGUUACUGUAGAAGACGUAGAUGAAGAUAUCGAUAGGCACGAAGAGUUAUAUGAUAAUGAACGAGAGACAUUUGAAGACCCAAAGUCAAAUACAAAUGAUAUGGACUGGUCAUUGUUCAGUUGUUCGAUUAAUCAAGAAGAUGAUAAAGAAGUAUUUACAACUGAUUCGUUUGAAAAACAUUACACUCGGUUUUUACUGGAAUUACGUGAAGGUCAUCUGUUACCACAAAACAUCGUACAGUCAAUUACAUCAUAUCUGACAACGUUGCUGAUGGUAUUAGUUAAAAUUAUUGAAAAUCAAGUAACAAAAACAACAAGCCCAAUAGUAUCAUUGGAAGAUACACGUAAAUUUAUAUUACAAAUAACAAAUUCAAUAUCCAAUACCGGGAAAAAUGAUUAUCAGUUUUUAAAACGUUGUGAACAGUAUUUUGGGUAUGAACCACCGGCAGAAAUUAAACUGAAUGCUCAUGGUGAUUGUGGUUAUUAUAUUCCUGUUGAACGAAGUAUCACAAAUCUAUUAAAUAAACCAGAUGUUAUCGAUAAUUUGUUGAAAAACUUAAACGAUACAAUAACAAAAACGAAAGCCGACCCGGAUUUAAUGUUAACAUAUCGUGAUGGUAGUGCAGCACAAACUAAUCCUUCGUUACAACUCCAUCCAAAUUCAUUUUUGUUACAGAUUUAUACGGAUAGUAAGAUUUACCCGAUGUUACAAUCAAUCGGACUCAUUGGAAUAUGUUUUACAAUACAUUUAUCGCUACAAACAAAUCCUGGCUUGAGUGUCAAAACGUUUAGUGGUCGUUUACAUUUUGGAUUUAGUUUAAUGGCAGCCGAUCAUCUUGCGUCAAAUGAGAUUGGUGGUUUUCAAAGGAAUUUUAAUUCUGGAUAUUUCUGUCGACUUUGCCACGUUUCGUAUCGAUUUAAAUCAAUUCCAUUAACAGAUAUCUCAUUUUUACCUCGUACGAUAACAACACACAAUACACAUGUACAACAAGUUUUGCAAUCAAACAAUACGAGAAUUAUUACUGGUGUUGCGGGUGUUUGUCCACUGAUCAUUGUCGCGAUGUUGAAAGAAGCAUCAACGAAACGGAUUAUGACAUAUGGUCAAGUGGAAGAAAGGAUGGAGAUAUUUAAAUAUGGAAAGAAUGAUCAACAUAAUAAGCCAACUAUAAUUCGUGCUAAACAUCUUGGCAAAGGUCAUAUCGUUGGAUCGGCAAGUCAAAAAUUAUGUUUAUUCAAGCUGAUGCCAAUUAUAUUUCAUGAUAUUAUCGAUCGUCUCGUCAAUACAAUGGAUAUUUACACGUGUUUACGGGAAAUUGUUGGCCAUGUUUAUUCGACAAAGUUUAAAAAAUCGUGGCUCCCGUAUCUACAGUCGUUAGCAACACGUUUUCAAUCAUUAAUGGUACACAAUUUACCCGAUCACGUCAUACCAAAAGUCCAUUUCGUCACCGACUACUCAAGAUUAAUUGAUAUGAACGGACCAGCAACCCACUUUUGGUGUAUGCGUUUCGAGGCGAAGCAUCUAUAUUUCAAACAACUGGCUAUCCGAGCAUUCAACUUCAAAAAUCCACCGCUCACUCUGAUAAAACGACAUCAACUUCGGCAAUGUCUGUUGCUGUCAAACAAGAAUUAUUACAAUAUAUAUGAAAUAACGUCGAGAAAAAACGUGAAAUAUUAUCAAUUAUCAAUACUAGUUCAACGUUUAUUGAAUGCAAAUCAUAUUGAUCAAGCAACAUUUGAUGAAUGUAAAACAAUUAAACAUAACCAUGUUCGGAUAAUGACACGCUCGGUGUUCGUUGAGAAAUUACUUCACGUAGAAGAAGACCCGUGUUUUGUUUACAUUCUGCAUAUUUUGAAUAUACAAAAUACUUGGAAAGUAAUUGUUGAACAUCUACAAAUAGUUGGAUUCAACGAACAACUAUGGUCUUAUGAAAUUGAUUUUUGUGGGACAUUAGAUUUAUUCGAUCUUGAUCAAUGUUUAGAUGUUUUACCGCAUGGACUGGACAUUUAUUACGUUAAGGGCUCUCCUUAUAUCAAUAUUCUACCUCGUGAAGAAGUGGAUGGAUAUAUGUUAAUAAAAUUACCAUACGAUGAAUUACGAGUGCUGCUUCCAAAAUUAAAAGAUCGAAUGAGAUUUACUGAAGAACGCGAUAAAUUAAUUAAUAAUUUGGGUGGUGGUGGACGUGGAGAACCGGAUAAAGAAGAACGUUCAGAUUCAUUUCUUGAUCAAUCAGUUGAUACAUAUAAUGCACAACAAACAACAACGGCAUAUAAAGGUUUGUUCGAUGAUAUAUCGAUACCUAUUAACAAUACUGUUACUGUCACAUCGGGAACAAGGUCAAUUAACAAUUACCGAAUCAAGACAGAUGAACAAGACGACAAUCCCGAAGCAUCACAGCCGAAGAUGCCAGCAGGAUACGAAUUUACAACAUUACCAGAGCAAAUACAAUCAAUCGUCGAUGAAAACGAUUUAACCAAACUAUGCGGACGUACGAAUCAUCAUCGAAUGUUGCUCAGUGCUGUGUUUAAAGAUGUUGUGAAUAAUUAUUAUCUACUGUAUCCUAAAGCAAGUGAUUAUGUUAUUAUUACACAAGCAUUACUUAAAGCAUUAAAGAUUCCAAUCACAAACUCAAAUGCAAUGAAUGAAUGGCGUGAAGCGAUCAAACAAAAGUUCAAAAAUGAACGUCGUCUUUUACAAGAAACAUCAGCAAUUGUCAAAAUUAAACAGGAAAAAUUUGGGAAAGGGCACGGGCGUCCUCCGAAGCAAAGUAAAGCAGAUCGGCUGAACAUUUAUGUCAGUGAUUUUAAUAAUGAACAAGAUGCCGAACAGCAGAUUACAACAAUGAAAGAAGAAGUUGAAAGUGCAACAACAAAUAUUGACUUAUUGAACAUCAACUUCGUUAAUUAUGCAACAACAUCAGAAGAACUAAAUUACUUGGUGCAUGUCACAGAACAGGCGUCGUCUUUUACAAUCGAUACCGAAUCAACACGUCGGCCAUAUUUAACUAAUUUACCGUCCUUAAUACAAGUCCAAGUCAAUAGUAAUGACGAUGAAUAUAAUGAGAACGAAAUAACAACAACUCAACUAUUAAUCCUAUUCGACUGUGCCUAUUUACCACAACCAACUUCAUCCUCAUUUAUUUCUAUCAAAAAAAUAUGGGAAAAUAUUCUUCGUCUACCCGAACACAUUCAUGCAUGGGGAGAUCCAAUGGAUGAAUUGCGUCAAUUUUUAUGUUAUCAAAUGUUUACAAAUCAACAACUUCCAAGCUCCGACCCAGAUACAGAUCAAAAUGUUCAACAUUAUUAUUCACGUUGGUUAGAAGUUCAUACACCAGCCGAUAUUUAUUUCGAACCGGUAAGUUUACAAAAAGCUGUUGCUAAAACGUUUAAUUUAUUUUUAGACAAACAAUGGCAACUUAGCAAAUGGAAUGCUGGUUUGGAUAAACGUUUAAAAACGUAUAUUAAUCCACAAUUAACUGGAGAUGCAUUAGACAACAACAAUUCCGAUCAAUUGUAUCGUCGACGACAAAUGGUAAUUUAUGCAUCUUAUGACUGUGUGGUUGUUACUCGUUUAUAUUUUUACAUGAAACCACCUGCACGAUCAUUAGCACAACAUCAACAACAACAACCGCCAUUAUCACCACCUCAUUCCGAACCAUCGUCGCCUUCUCAACAGACAUUAUCACUUCAUCCAUCAUCGCCACGACCCAUCUCACCUUCAUUAUCACCACAACCUACACCCAACGUACUCAUACCAUCUUCUACGGCGCCUUCUCAUUUAUCUAAUUAUUGGCGAAAUCGUAGAGCACACAUCCGAAGAAAGAAACGACGAUAUUUGUACUCAAUCAACGAUAUCCUACAUAAAAAUUAUGCAUUACCAGCAAUCGAUCGCCAUUUACGCGAACGUCAUAUACGAUUUACCCAUGUCAAGGAUAAAACAGAAAACGGACAUCGCCGACUAAUCGUUGGCUUUGCCAACUCAUCAGAUCGUCGUAUUAUUGGCGAGGAUUAUUUCGUAUCAUUUUUUGUUUUAUAA